Messenger RNA from Bombyx mandarina (wild silkworm), 3771 nucleotides. RefSeq names its product fatty acid synthase-like. Gene Ontology annotation, biological process: fatty acid biosynthetic process. The record is from RefSeq and is a predicted model, not a curated record. Gene Ontology annotation, molecular function: oxidoreductase activity; fatty acid synthase activity. Lineage: Eukaryota; Metazoa; Arthropoda; Insecta; Lepidoptera; Bombycidae.
AUGGCCCCGACACCUCAAGACAACAAGAUACUAGAAGAUGUACCCAAGCAACCUGUCAUCGGCGAAAGGGUUGUAAUUUCCGGAAUGUCUGGCCUGUACCCUGAUUGUAAAUCUGUUAAGGAUUUGGCAGAUAUUUUGUAUAACAAGAAAGAUCCAAUAACAUCCGAGCGUCAACGUUGGAGUUAUUCCCACCCUGAAGUGUCACAAUGCACUGGAAAGCUCCUUGAUCUUGACCGUUUCGACGCUCAAUUCUUCAAGGUACAUUUUCGUCUUGGAAACAGCAUGGAUUCAAUGGGAAGAAAAGUGCUGGAGCAAACAUAUCAAGCAAUAUAUGAUGCCGGUGUUAGUCCACAAGACCUUAAUGGAAAAAAAGUAGGAGUGUACAUUGGGACAUGUUUCUCUGAAACUGAAAAGGCUUGCUUUUAUGUAGCAAGCUCUAGGACAGGUUUUGGCAUUGCAGGGUGCAGCAAAACUAUGUUUGCAAAUCGUAUUUCAUACUGGUUGAAUGCCAAAGGACCGUCGAUGGCAAUAGACGAAGCUUGUUGUAGCUCUACUGCAGCAAUUGAGCAGGCCUACCUUGCCAUCACUCGAGGGGAAUGCGAAGCGGCUAUCGUUGGAGGAACUAACCUAUGCCUUCAUCCACAUUCCUUAAUUCAUCACGGAAGGCUCGUGACUAUUUGCAUGGAUGCGAAAACGAAAUCCUUCGAUCAAAACGCCGAUGGUUGUGCCAAAUCGGAAGCUAUAAACGUUUUAUUUCUUCAGAAGGCCGAAAAUGCGCUCAGAGUUUACGCAGAAAUUGUUUUUGUGAAAACAGAAUUUACGGCUUUACCGAAUGCCGUAACCGGACCAAAGUUUGGAUUUUGUCGUGAUCCAGAAGUCAUUGCGAAUUUCCUCAAGAAAUUUUAUGAAAAUGCUGGAGUGUCACCUGAAGCUGUCGAAUACGUAGAAGCUUUUGGGUCAGCUGUAUCUGAAGCGGAUCGAUCAGAACUAGAGACUAUCGAUAAGGUCUUUUGUAAUAACAGAAAUGAUCCUCUACUGGUCGGCAGUGUGAUGUCAAACAUAGGAUACAGUGAAGCUGCUACCGGAAUCUCCUCCAUUACAAAGGUAUUACUAGGAUACGAAACAGGUGUACUAGCAGGUAACUUGCACUAUACAACACCUAGAGCUGAUAUCAGUGGAAUCCGGAACGGAAGGAUACGCGUAUUGAGUGCAAAUAUGCCGUUCAGUCGCAACUAUACAGCCGUCAAUGGCAUCUCAGUGACUGGUGUCAAUUCUCAUGUACUUUUGAAAGGACACUAUAAACCAAAGGAUCUCAGCCGCUACCAGGCUAGUAUACCGUAUUUGGUGACCAUUUCGGGAAGGCAAGAUUCGGCUGUUAAAAACCUUUUGGGUGACUUAAAAUCACGUCAAAUAGAUCCGGAAGAAAUAGCCCUAUUACAUAAUAUUCACCAAACAAACAUUUCCGGUCAUAUGGGACGGGGAUUCGCGAUUUUAGAUACAAACGACGAGCAGAAAACUAUUUGUCUAAAAGAAAGAGCAGAAUACUUUGACGAUAGAAAACGUCCAUUGUGGUUUGUGUACAGCGGGAUGGGAUCGCAAUGGCCUACGAUGGGAUCACAACUAAUGCGGAUUCCCACAUUUGUGGCUUCUAUUGAAAGGUGCCGAAAAGUAUUGGAACCUAAAGGGGUGGACAUUGUGCACAUACUAACAUCUCCCGAUAAAGCAAUUUUCGACAACAUUUUACAUUCGUUCGUUGGGAUAGCUGCUGUUCAGAUUGGACUUACUGAUAUUUUAAGGGCACUAGAAAUAAAACCAGAUAAAAUAAUCGGUCAUAGUGUCGGUGAGUUGGGGUGCGCUUACGCGGAUGGGUGUUUAACAGCAGAAGAGAUGAUACUAUCGGCGUACAGUCGUGGUCUUGUUUCGGUACAGACUCCAUUCAUACGAGGUUCCAUGGCUGCCGUUGGGAUAGGACAUCAAACGGUAUCAGCGAUGUGUCCAACUUCUAUUGAAGUAGCUUGCCAUAAUAGCUCAGAAUCAAGCACAAUAUCCGGUCCCGCUGAAGAUAUGAAAAAAUUCGUCGCAGAGUUGGCAGCUAAAGGAAUAUUCGCUAAGGAAGUUCCAUGCUCGAACAUAGCCUAUCAUUCAAGAUAUAUUGCAGAAGCAGGACCUACUCUAUUGGAAUAUUUAAAAGGAGUAAUUAAAACGCCAAGACUACGAAGUGAUCGUUGGGUUUCUACAUCGGUUCCUCGGCACAAAUGGAAUGAACCUGUUGCUAAGUAUUCAUCUGCUGAAUACCACACUAAUAAUUUAUUGGGCCCUGUUUUAUUUGAAGAAACUACCAAUUUAAUACCAUCGAAUGCUGUGGUCAUUGAAGUAGCACCUCAUGGCUUACUUCAAGCAAUACUUAAACGCUCAUUGCAUUCAGAUUGUCGUAAUAUAGCUCUAACACGAAAAGCGCAUCCAGACAAUGUAGCAUUCCUACUUGAGGCUGUUGGAAACUUGUAUAUGGAAGGCUAUAAUCCAAGACUACAGGAAUUAUAUCCGAAAGUAGAUUUCCCAGUGGCGACUGGAACACCAAUGCUGUCCCAUUUAGUGGAAUGGGUCCAUACCGAAAAAUGGCCAUUACCGCUCUAUAUGUCGGCCCAUAGAAAAACUGCUGCUUCCUGUAAAUUUAUUAUUACCAUUCAUGAUGAUGAAAAUAAGUAUUUGAGUGGAAAUCAAAUAAGAGGUAAAACUUUGUUUCCAUUUGCGGCUGCAUUAGUAGCAGUAUGGGACACCCUGGCUAUGACAAUUCAGGCUCAACGAAAACAAAUUUCAGUAAAGUUCCAUGAGAUAAAACUUUACUCUGAACCGACACUUCAUGAUCAGCGUCAACUAAGAUUGACUGUAGCCCUGCAUAGGGGCACGGGAAGAUUUGAGCCGAGGGCCCAAUUUUUCGAAGUGAGCGCGGAAGCUCCACCGACCGUCCAGUUCAAGGCCGAGGUACCGAAGACCGGUCACCCCGACCCCGACGCGGACGCCUCCGAUCACGAGGUGGGCACCCAGAGGCGGCGCUCGUCCCGGCCCGUGAAAGAGCAGGGCCUGGGUUUUGUCGAGCGCCACCUCGAGCCCCAACCGUCGGAUCCUGGUGACGACGUGUGCCACGCCUGCGCACGCCAGACGGGCAGACUCCCGGUAGUCCCUCCCCGGAGCCACGACCAACGUGUCGUCGGCGUAACAUAUUACGCUCAGCCCGGGGAGGGGACCCCGAAUGACGCCCCGCAGGACCCAGUCGUAGCCGAUGUUCCACAGCAGGGGGCCCAGGACAGACCCCUGCGGAACACCGCGCUCGACAUAAGUGCAUUGUUAGGAAGCAAUUGCCACACGCCUUUGCCACAAAAAUUUAAUUACAACUUUAAGCUGGAAACUUCUAAGAUUGGAAACAUUCACUCACUGCAGUGGAUGCAAGAUUCGCAACAUUUCAGUUCUGGAAUUGAAGUCAAGGUGCAUUAUGCUAGCAUAUCGAGACUAGAUGUAGAAAAGGCCAUAGGUAUGAUGAAUAAGGCUGCAAUAGGAACUGAUUCAGAUGAAAAUCAUUUUGGUUUCGAAUUUAGCGGCGUUACAAAAAGUGGCGAACGCGUCAUGGGUAUUGUGGUUGAUGGCUCAUGUAAGCGCACGGUGAGCGCACGUCCAGAUCUUCUGUGGCCGAUUCCUGAUCAUUGGGAGUUUGAAGAAGCCGCUACUGUACCAAUGGCCUACAUGACGGCGUUUUACUGUCUCAAUUCGUGUGUU